CUUGGAGCCCAACGCUUUCAAUGGGCAGGACAUUUAUAGGUGCAAAGAGACAUUUUUCUGGAACAAUGUCGCACAAGACCACUGUCUGCUUAAGAUAUCUCAUACAAGUAUAUCAUAACAUCAUAAUCUAUCUCAGUAGGUUUUAUAUUUCGUUGAAUAAUGAAUUAACCGCUAAUGAUAUAUCCGUUCUGGUAUUAUUUGCUAUCUAAGCCGACUUUCCUACUCAUGUUUGAUAUAGUUUAAUUCCUUGCCUGUAUUUUUCCGGUAUCCAUCUGGUUGCCACACGACAUACAUAAGUUAUUUGACAUACAAAUCAGACAAUCACUUGGAAUGUAUAUAUUAUUAAUUAUAAUAAAACUAGUUAUAAAUGUCAAGACCACUACAUAUAAUUCUACUAGAUAUUAAUACCAACAUAUAUAAAUAUUGGAAUAUUAGUCAUAAGCAAUUAACUAAUAUAAUAUCUAAAUAUGGGUUAACUAAUCAUUAUCCUUAUCAAUUAACUAUGGAAUGUAGUACAAUUGCUAAACUCAUUUCGACUGCAAAUCAUCCUAAUUAUGAUGAAUCAGGAAAUACUGCAGUAGUUUCACCAACAAAUUCAUUAUCAUAUAUGGGUGGAGGAUAUGAUAAAUUCCUUCUUCAAGCUCUAAUGUUACCAACAUCAACUAAUGGUCUUGAUUAUAAACCAUUAGAAUCUAAAAUUCAAGAACAUAGUCUUAAUAAAUUCUCAGGAUAUUUAUCAGUAGGAACCAUUCAUAAUAUUAAUCUACUGGAUACAUUAGAUGUCAAUAAAUUUAAGAAUAAACUUGCCUAUCAAAAUUGGAAAGUUACGAAUUUGAUUCAAAUUCCAUCGAUGAUGGUUCCAGAAUCUCUAAAUCAUUCAAGUCAACACAUUCAAAAAUUAAUAGGUGUAUUUGAUUGUGUAUGGAAUCUUCUUAUUCUCCUUCAUGAAUCUCAUAAUUCACAUAUUGCUAAUGUAAUAAUUCCUGGAAUCGGCUCUGGUUAUGGAGAAUUAUCCGAACAAGAAAUUGGGAAAAUCAUGAUAUUUGCAAUUCUUCUAUAUAACUUGAAUUUAGGUCAUGGUGAUAGAUUACUUCAUCUCAAAAAAUCAUGCAUGAUCCUAUUCUUUUUCCGGAAAAAUUAUCGAAAAUUAUCUAAUGUAUAUGAUUUAGAAGAAUUAGAAAGAGAUGUAAUUACAGAGUAUGGAAAGAAAAUAAUGAUUGAGAAUAGUGAACAUGACAAUAAUGAGCAUAAUGAUAAAGAUGAUUUUAAUGAACAUUUUACAAUGGAAUUUGAGGAAUUAUUUCAAUGUAUAAAUUUACAAUAGAUUAUAU
Molecule: messenger RNA, 1331 nt
Organism: Scheffersomyces amazonensis
Lineage: Eukaryota; Fungi; Ascomycota; Pichiomycetes; Serinales; Debaryomycetaceae
Product: putative ADP-ribose 1''-phosphate phosphatase
Exons: 1
Coding region: 368-1324 (318 amino acids)
Source: RefSeq, a predicted model, not a curated record